CCACCGGGAUCAGGCAGCGACACCGGGACCGGCGCCGGGAUCGGGAUCGGGGAGCGGCACCGGGGGCGGCGGCGGCGCCUGACGGGGGAGCGGCGGCUCCGCAGGCGCGGCCUGAGGCGCUGGGCCCAGCGCUCCCGCUCGCUCCGGGCGGCCUCGGCGGCCGCGGCGGCCUCAGCGUCCCCGUUUGCUCCGCGCCCGGCCCCGCGCGGCCCGAAGCGCCGGGAAGAUGUCGCGGCCCGUCAGGAACAGGAAGGUGGUCGAUUACUCCCAGUUUCAGGAAUCAGAUGAUGCUGAUGAUGAUUAUGGAAGAGAUUCAGGUCCCCCAUCCAAGAAAAUCCGUUCGUCUCCCCGAGAGGCUAAAAACAAGAGGAGAUCUGGGAAGAAUUCUCAGGAGGACAGUGAGGAUUCAGAAGACAAAGAUGUGAAGACUAAGAAAGAUGAUUCACACUCAGCAGAUGAAGAUUUUGGCAGCGAAGACGAUGACGUAGGAGCUGACGAUGGCAAAGCCGACAGCGACUACGAGAGCUCUCAAAAAAGCAAAAAAGGAAAGAAGGCUAAACCAGACAAGAAUAAGAGAGCAGCCUCCAAAUCCAGGAAAAGGCCUGCAGAGGACAGCGAGGAUGAGAAGGAAGAUCACAAAAACGUUCGUCAGCAGCGGCAGGCGGCGUCCAAAGCAGCCUCCAAACAGCGGGAGAUGCUCAUGGAUGAUGUGGGGAGUGAGGAGGAAGAGCAAGAGGAUGAUGAGGCACAGUUCCAGGAGACAGAUUCAGGAAGUGAUGAAGACUUCCUCAUGGAAGAUGAUGAUGACAGUGACUAUGGCAGUUCAAAAAAGAAAAACAAGAAGGUCUCCAAGAAAUCCAAGCCAGAGAGGAAAGAAAAGAAAAUGCCCAAGCCCAGGCUAAAGGCUACAGUGACCCCCAGCCCAGUGAAAGGCAAAGGGAAGGCAGGUCGCCCCACAGCUUCCAAGGCAACAAAAGAAAAGACCCCAUCCCCCAAAGAAGAGGAUGAAGAGCCUGAAAGUCCCCCAGAAAAGAAAAAAUCAGCCAGCCCUCCACCAGAAAAGUCAGGGGAUGAGGGAUCUGAAGAUGAAGCACCCUCUGGUGAAGAUUAAAAUGGCAGUUGAGGAAAAUCUUUGUUUAAAAAAAAAAAGAGGAAAAAAAAAAAAAGAAAAAGGAAAAGAAAACAAUACUUAGGGGUAGAACACGGUUUUGGCUGUGGCUUGACUCAUGGGCUUUGAAUGCUGUCUUUACUUUCAGCUGUUUAAUACAGUGUAUUCUUUUUUAAUAAGAGGAAACCCUUCUACAGUCAUAUUUUGAAGUCAAUGUUCUCUGUUGGCCAUUCCGUUCUCCCUCCCCUGCCAAAUCUGAAAAGCCAUUUAAGACAAAUUAACAGACCAUUCAAUAUUUUAUUUUUUUUUUCAAGGGAUACUGCAGUUGUGAAGCAAUAAGGUUUGAGACUGAUCUGUGGAAAGCAUACUUACAAAUCCUUAAGUAGAAUAGAUUUUUCCCAGUGCUGGUAAGAGCUGUUUAAAACUAUUAUUCUGUAUUUGAAAUAUAUGGAAAAAAAAAAAAAUAAUGAGCCUCUGCUUUAACAGACUUUGAGACGAGUUCACUCUCAGCAAAAAUGUAGUUGUUCUAAUUCCAGUGGAGGAGGAUGGAACCCAGGGAGGAAUCCUGUGUUUCUUGGAUUCAGGCACGUUUUUCAUGGAAAACAAUCAAGAAACUCGGAGAUGCUCCAGUGUCUUUGAUUUAAAAAACACCCUCCAGUGAGGAUGGGAGAUCUUUUGUCUGUGCUGGAUAGAAAACUGUUCUGCUGUAGGCAAAUUGCAGCUCAUUCCAGAGAAAUUCAGAUAUUCAACCUACAGCCUUCCCAUAUCCACUCACCCUUCUUUUAUUCCUUCUGUAGAGGGGCAGAACAGGGAAGAGAAAUAGCAAAAUCACUUUUAAAACUGUUUUCCAUUGGGUACCGUGGAAAAUGUUUAUAUUACAGAUUUUUUCCAAGGAAAAAAAAAAAAACAACAACAAAAAAACCCCAACAGAUAAUGUAAAAUGAAAUUCUUCAGCUUUUGGGGCGAGGGAUGUCCUUUUGUGGGUGUGACAGAGGAUUCCUGUAGUGCUCUGGUCACCUGAGAUCCCAUGAGUCAGGCUGGAGUGUUGCUCUUCCCUCCCUGCCUCCCUCCUGCUGUCCUGUGGGAUUUGUGGGAUCUGCUCCUCACCCUUCCUGUGGGAUUUGUGGGGUCAGCUCCUCACCCUUCCUGUGGGAUUUGUGGGGUCAGCUCCUCACCCUUCCUGUGUGGUCUGAGGGAUCUGUUCCCCUCCUGCCUGUGGGAUCUGCUCCUCUCCCCUGCCUCUGGGUUCUGCUCCCAUCCUGCCUGUGGGAUUUUCUCCUCACCCAUCCUGUAGGAUCUGCUCCCACCCCUCCUGUGGGAUCCUGUGGGAUCAGUUCCCAGGUUCCUGUGGGAUCAGCUCCCAGUUCCUGUGGGAUCAUGGGAUCAGCUCCCAGUUCCUGAGGGCUCUGUGGGAUCAGCUCCCAGUUCCUGUGGGAUCUGUGGGAUCAGCUCCCAGUUCCUGUGGGAUCAGCUCCCAGUUCCUGUGGGAUCAGCUCCCAGUUCCUGUGGGAUCUCUGGGAUCAGCUCCCAGUUCCUGUGGGAUCUGUGGGAUCAGCUCCCAGUUCCUGUGGGAUCAGCUCCCAGUUCCUGUGGGAUCAGCUCCCAGUUCCUGUGGGAUCAGUUCCCAGGUUCCUGUGGGAUCAGCUCCCAGUUCCUGUGGGAUCCUGUGGGAUCAGCUCCCAGUUCCUGUGGGAUCUCUGGGAUCAGCUCCCAGUUCCUGAGGGAUCUCUGGGAUCAGCUCCCAGUUCCUGUGGGAUCAGCUCCCAGUUCCUGUGGGAUCAGCUCCCAGUUCCUGUGGGCCCUGGGGCUGGCAGCCGCUGCCCUCAGCCUGUCCCUGGCAGCGCAGGACACUCGAGGUGUGUGCUGCCAUUUUAAUGUGCUUUUAUCCAAGCAGCCAUAUCCUUCCCCUAACGUUUUUAUUUUCUGAACUUCAUGAAACUCCACAAACCUCGCUUUCCACACCCUCAGACAGUUUUCUACCGCGUUUGUUGGUGGAAACAUUGAAAACUGGACCUGCCAUUUUUAUUUUUAUUUUAAUUUUUUUUCCUUAAACCCUCUGUGCUUCUGUCCGUUGCUCACCUUCUCUUCCAGCUGACAAGCUUUGCAUCCUUCUUGUUUUUUUGGUUUUUAUUUUUUUUGUCACAGAACUCCCCAUUUUGUAACCAGCCUCUCGAAGGUAACAUAAGGCAGCUAAAUAAUGAGUUGGGAUUUCUGGUGGCAGCAGAUUCAGAAUCCUGUUUGGGAUUUUGGGGAGUUCCUAGAGGUGAUACACUAAAUAUAAUCAGGAAAGAGCCUGAAUCCAAUUCAGGUGGGGAAUGGAAUAUUCCUCCAGCAGCUGAGUGAUUGUCCUGUGUGAUUCCCUGGAUUUUAUUGAGGCUGGUAAAUUCCUUUACCUUAUAAAAAUUGAAGUUCUCUAACGUUCUUGACUCUCAUGGAACUACUGUUGCAGUUACAAUAAAGAUGAUGUUGUUUCAUUGUAAA
Messenger RNA from Vidua macroura (Pin-tailed whydah), 3589 nucleotides. RefSeq names its product nuclear casein kinase and cyclin dependent kinase substrate 1 (gene NUCKS1). NCBI's taxonomy places the organism in Eukaryota, Metazoa, Chordata, Aves, Passeriformes, Viduidae. Gene Ontology annotation, molecular function: single-stranded DNA binding; double-stranded DNA binding. Gene Ontology annotation, cellular component: cytoplasm. Bases 227 to 1111 code for a protein of 294 amino acids. The record is from RefSeq and is a predicted model, not a curated record. Gene Ontology annotation, biological process: interstrand cross-link repair; double-strand break repair via homologous recombination. The transcript is spliced from 8 exons.